AUGCGCCGUGGCCACGGGCGGCGAGCGAGCGGGCUUAAAAGGCGACCGAGAACCCCCAGUUUGACCGGGAAAGAAAGCAGCGGAUCGAUCGGAGCAGCCACUACCGUCCCUCCACCACCACCACCCCCUCCACCCACCUCCACGAAGCCAGCCGGGAGCGGCCGACGGCGACAUGUGGGAAGGGGGCGUGCACGGGAGCCACCAGGACGCCGCCCGCCUGCUGCCCCCCUGGCUCGGGGGCGGCCCGGCCGCGUUCGCCGACCCGGUCGGCGCCGCGGUUGGGGCCGGCUUCGGCGGCUACGCGUGCGACGUCGUCGGGCAGGCAGGCGGGGUGUUCGGGUUCGGGUUCGAGGCGGCCGUCGUCGCGGCGCAGCAGCAGCAUCAGCAGCAGCGCGCGGCCGAGGCUGCGGCGGCGGCGGCCGGGGGCAGCAAGGCCGUCGUGUCCGGGCUGCUCGGGAGCCUGCAGGCGGAGCUCGGCCGGAUGAACGCCGGCGAGAUCAUGGACGCCAAGGCGCUGGCCGCCUCGCGGAGCCACAGCGAGGCCGAGCGCCGCCGCCGGCAGCGGAUCAACGGCCACCUCGCCAGGCUCCGCAGCCUCCUCCCCAACACCACCAAGACGGACAAGGCGUCGCUGCUUGCCGAGGUGCUGGAGCACGUGAAGGAGCUGAAGCGGCAGACAUCGGCGAUGACGAUGAUGGCGGCUGCUGUUGGGGGCGACGAAGACGACGACGCCGCGCCGGUGCAGAUGCUGCCGACGGAGGCCGACGAGCUGGGCGUCGACGCGGCGGAGGACGGGGAGGGGCGGCUCGUGGUGCGGGCGUCGCUAUGCUGCGAGGACCGCCCGGACCUCAUCCCCGACAUCAUCCGGGCGCUCGCGGCGCUCCGGCUACGUGCGCACCGGGCUGAGAUCACCACGCUGGGCGGGCGCGUCAGGAGCGUGCUCCUCAUCACGGCGGAAGAGGGCGAGGAGGGCGCCGACGAGGGCGGUGACGGCAUCGACGAGGAGUGCGUCGCAUCUCACCGGAGGCACGAGUGCAUCGCGUCGGUCCAGGAGGCUCUGCGCGGCGUCAUGGACCGCAGGGCAGCGUGCAGCAACGACACGUCAUCGUCCGGCGGUGGCGGCGGCGGCGGGAGCAUCAAGAGGCAGCGCAUGAACUACGGGGCGCAUGAGCAGUGCUCGGUUUAGCCGCGCACCGGCAUUAUCCAAGAUCGCAGAAGCUGCAUGCAUUGCGCAUGCGCCUUGGCGAUUAGCGUAGCUAGCUAAAGUUUUAGUCGUCGCAAGCUUUGGGGUGCGGUCCUUUGGGUAUAAUGGUGUGCAUGAUGGGGUAAAAACGUGAAACUGCAAGAGAGGGAGAGUUUUAUGCA
Molecule: messenger RNA, 1365 nt
Organism: Aegilops tauschii subsp. strangulata
Lineage: Eukaryota; Viridiplantae; Streptophyta; Magnoliopsida; Poales; Poaceae
Product: transcription factor bHLH30
Biological process (GO): regulation of DNA-templated transcription
Molecular function (GO): DNA-binding transcription factor activity; protein dimerization activity
Source: RefSeq, a predicted model, not a curated record